GCAGCCCCCUGCAGUUCUACGUGGACGCGGUGGACGCGCGGCACGUGAGCGCCUACGGGGCCGGGCUGAGCCACGGCGUGGUGAACAAAGCGUGCAGCUUCACCGUGUGCACCAAGGGGGCUGGAGAGGGCGGUCUCUCCCUGGCGGUCGAAGGCCCCUCCAAGGCAGAGCUCAGCUGCCAGGACAACCAGGACGGCACCUGCACCGUUUCCUACCUGCCCACAGCGCCCGGCGACUACAGCGUCAUCGUGCGCUUUGAUGACGAGCACAUCCCGGGGAGCCCCUUCACCGCCAAGAUCACCGGUGACGACUCCCUGCGCACGUCGCAGCUCAACGUGGGGACGGCCACCGACGUGUCGCUCAAGAUCUCGGAGACGGACCUGAGCCAGCUGACCGCCACCAUCCGCGCCCCGUCGGGCACCGAGGAGCCCUGCCUGCUCAAACGCCUCCCCAACCGGCACAUCGGGAUCUCGUUCACGCCCAAGGAGGUGGGCGAGCACGUGGUGAGCGUGAGGAAGGGCGGGCAGCACGUCACCAACAGCCCCUUCAAGAUCGUGGUGGGGCCGUCCGAAAUCGGGGAUGCCGAGCGCGUGAAGGUGUGGGGAGCAGGGCUGAGUGAGGGCCGCACCUUCCAGCUGGCACAGUUCGUCGUGGACACGCGCAGUGCUGGUUAUGGCGGGCUGGGGCUGUCGGUGGAGGGGCCCAGCAAGGUGGACAUCCACUGCGAGGACGCCGAGGACGGCACCUGCAAGGUGUCCUACUGCCCCACUGAGCCCGGCAGCUACCGGCUCAGCGUCAAGUUCGCCGAGCGGCACGUGCCAGGGAGCCCCUUCACGGUGAAGGUGAGCGGCGAGGGCCGCGUGAAGGAGAGCAUCACCACCAACCGGCAGGCCGCAUCCAUCGCAGCCAUCGGCAGCGCCUGCGACCUCAACCUCAAAAUCCCCGGUGAGGAACGGGGGGGGGACGGGGGGG
Lagopus muta (rock ptarmigan) is the source of this 972-nucleotide messenger RNA. RefSeq names its product filamin-C-like. Gene Ontology annotation, molecular function: actin filament binding. Gene Ontology annotation, biological process: actin cytoskeleton organization. The record is from RefSeq and is a predicted model, not a curated record. Lineage: Eukaryota; Metazoa; Chordata; Aves; Galliformes; Phasianidae.